Molecule: messenger RNA, 2439 nt
Organism: Ixodes scapularis (black-legged tick)
Lineage: Eukaryota; Metazoa; Arthropoda; Arachnida; Ixodida; Ixodidae
Exons: 1
Coding region: 1-2439 (812 amino acids)
Source: RefSeq, a predicted model, not a curated record
AUGGUACUCAGGUACUGUCCCAGGUGCCCAUACUUUUCUGAACAAUUUACCAGAGUGCUCACCCAUAUAGGAGUCGUGCAUGGCGGUGAGGAUAAAUUCACAGUUUUGUGUGGAAUCAACGGUUGUACAAACAGCUACAACCAGUUUGUAUCCUACAAGUCCCAUAUUUAUCGUUGCCACAGGGAUGUGCUGCUUAACACUGGAAGUAGCUUCAGCAGUGAGAGAACAAAUGAUGACCCCCGAGACUUCCAAAGCACUGACGAAAAUCGUGCCUAUGACGAUGUCGACGAACGAAGUCUACAGUCAGAAGCAAGUGCAAGCAGUACCAGAUCCCCAAAGAGAAAGCAGUUCGAAGAUUUCGUUGCAGAAGCCAAAGCUGCCAUCUGGAACUUCUUUUUCAAUGUCACUGAAAAUCACAAGCUGCCCCACAGCGCAGCCACAAAAAUCUUUGGGGACCUACAACUUGUUUUCGAGCACGUCAUCAAGGCAUUUGCCGAUGAAAUCGCAGCCAAGAUUGAUGUGUCCGCCCUGCCUCCUGAUGUCAUCUCACUCCUGGAAUGUUCGUUCCUGCCCGACCUUUUCGAGGGCAUCCAGAGUAAGCACUUGCGGGAACAAUAUGCCAAGGCGAACUUUCCAUAUGUGGAACCGGAAAGCUGCAAGCUCAAUGCUGAAGGCGGUGAAUACCACUACGUGCCAAUCCCCAGACUCCUCAGAAAGCUCUGCGAGAUUCCUGACAUUGCUGCUGAGCUUGUUACACCACAAGCACGUUGUGAUGACGCUGAGGUGUACAGGGACUUCUCUGAUGGGCUCUUGUUCCGAGACCUUAAAGACCUCAUCUCUGAAGGGGACCAGUAUACCAUUUUUAUUUUGUUAUACUCUGACGAAGUAGAAAUCUGCAACCCACUGGGAGCUAAGCGUGGAGUUCACAAACUGCUCGCAGUGUAUUUCACACUGCUGAAUCUCCACGCAAGGCACAGGUCCCAGUUGAGGUCCAUUUUCCUGGUGCUCCUUGCAAGGUAUGAGGACGUACAGGAGUAUGGCCUGGACGUCAUUCUUCGCCCUUUGCUUAAUGAUCUCAAGGAACUGCACUCUUGUGGAGUAAUGUUCAUCAGCAGAGGUGAGACGCACAAUGCACACGUGUUUGUUUUUUGCGUGUGUGGUGACAAUCUUUCAAUGAACCGCCUUGGAGGUUUUACAUGUUGUUUCAGCCAGGGCAGGGUGUGUCGCUUCUGUAUGGCGACAUCCGGCAAACUUUCAACGCUAACAACGGAGGACUUCUGUGUGCUGCGUUCAGCUGAAGCACACCAGGAGCACCUUCAAGCGAUCACUGUCAACCCCAAGCAAAACAAGAGAAUAUAUGGUGUGAAUGAACGAUCUCCAAUGCUGGAACUCCCGUAUUUUGAUGUCACACGCCAAUUGCCCCCUGACUUGAUGCAUGACAUUUUGGAAGGGGGCUUCGAGAUCGUUCUUCGACAAGUUCUGAAAGCGCUAGUUGACGAUGGCAUACUGGCGUACAGCGACUUGGAUCACAUUACUUCAUUCGAGUAUGGGCACAAUGACAAAAAGAACAAACCUGUUGGAAUGAACAGGUCAUUCCUAACAAACAAGGCAAACCUGAAAGGAACCGCUUCUGAGAAGUGGUGCCUUCUCAGACUCCUGAGUUUGAUCCUUGGCAACCUGGUGCCAGAAGACAACCCUGAUUGGGAGCUGUACCUUCAGUUUCGCGAAAUAGUGGACCUCAGUUUUGCCACUGUCAUACCCUGCGAGUACCUGCCCUACCUAGAGUCACUUGUGCAGACAUUCCUUGUGGAAUUCGCACAACGCUAUGGUGCUGCAUCUGUAAUUCCAAAACUGCACUACCUCGUGCACUAUGCCAGAUUUAUUCGUGAACUAGGGCCACUGCAACAGUUCUGGUCAAUGAGGUUCGAAGCCAAGCACCAAUAUUUUAAAAGCUUAGCAUCACGGGUCAAGAACUUCAAGAACAUAACUCUAACCUUGUCGAAAAGGCAUCAACUGUUGCAGAGCCACCAGCUUAACGAGCUCGCUUUAGACUGUGAGCUCAUGGCAUCAUCUGGCAAGCCCAUUAAGCAGAGUGCUCUGCCUCCUUGUGUUCAAGGACUGCUGCCACCGAAUGCGCACCAGGUACUGCAUGCGUCGCUCGACCACCGUGAUUAUCGGUGCGGUGAUGUCCUUGUGAAAGCUUCUCAGGAUAUCGAGCCAGUGUUCUAUAGAGUCGAGGCUCUGUAUGUUGCUUCGUGCAAAUUGUUCAUUUUGGCUGAGCUGCUAACUAAUGAGGGUUUCCACAGACACAGGUUCUGCUACUGUGUCCGCAGAUCUGGUGAGCUAGAACUCGUGGAGGCUAACAGUGAUGACACACUCCACUGUGCUUUAGAUUUGUACAACAAUAGUGAAGUUGUUCUCAAAUGGGAAGUGUGUUAA